Colletotrichum orchidophilum is the source of this 1782-nucleotide messenger RNA. Its product is annotated as cystathionine gamma-synthase. The transcript is spliced from 3 exons. NCBI's taxonomy places the organism in Eukaryota, Fungi, Ascomycota, Sordariomycetes, Glomerellales, Glomerellaceae. The record is from RefSeq and is a predicted model, not a curated record. Gene Ontology annotation, biological process: transsulfuration. Gene Ontology annotation, molecular function: pyridoxal phosphate binding; cystathionine gamma-synthase activity. Bases 1 to 1782 code for a protein of 593 amino acids.
AUGCCGGCCUUGGAGCUAGGACAAUCCAUCCCGCCAGAUACUGCCCAUGCAGUGAGCGUCCAGCUUCCUACGUGGAGGGCGAACGUCGGGUACGAGGAGGGAGAGUCAUGGGUCGUCGAUAAGAUGACAACCGGAUAUCCCAGGAGCAUCGUGGCCCUGGCUGAAGACCUGGUUACCCAGCAUGGCUCCUCUGGUCAGAAGGCCAUGCUGUUCCCCACCCUUCGUUCUGCGAGAAGGUGCCUAGCCUUUGUAAAGAAACACGCAGAUGCCUCAAUUGCUGCUGAUACUAGUGUCAUUGAUUUCGAGCUGGACAUGACCAAGGACAUCUCGCCGCUCUUGCGCUCAUUGUCACCAACUGUUUCUGCCGUAGUGUAUACCCCCGAGGUUUUUCCCUUUGCCAAACAAUACUGGCAGCAUACGGGAGACGGAAUUUCAAGCCGGAGGGCCGAGUUUUGCCACGGUCUAUUGAGGGAGGGCCUCCUUGUUCCCGUGGAAAGGCCUCAUUCUCCCGUGGGAAAAGCGCGCAGAGGCCCAAAGAGAUACCAACGCACGUCUUCCAUCGACGACACCAAAAUGGCUCAUCACCCCGCAGCCAGGUCGGAUCCUCACAGUGCGUCUGAAACGAUGGAAAGCCUGCGCUUCCUCGAGGAGCGCUUUGGCCGCAACCUCGACCUGUCCCUCGUCGAGCGUGCUAGGUCUGCCAUCAAGCGUAGAAUUGCCGGCGCCAUAGCGGCCGACGUGGAGGCCAGCAUCAGUUCACUGCCUCCCAUGGGAGACAACGCCAGAAAUCAGAAAGAUCUCCAAGAGAGCGACGUAUACCUUUUUCCCUGCGGCAUGAACGCCAUCUACAACGCCCACCGGGCCAUGUUGUGCGCCAGGGGGGAUCUGCAGUCUGUCAACUUCGGCUUCCCCUAUGUCGAUACGCUGAAGAUUCUGCAGAAGUUUGGCCCUGGCUGUCUUUUCUACGGACGCGCUUCAGAGAAGGAUCUCGACGACCUCGAAAAGCGUCUAAACGGUGGCGAGCGCUUCUUGGCGCUUUUCUGUGAAUUUCCCGGCAACCCUCUCCUGACUUGCCCGAACCUGGCGCGCAUCCGCACGCUUGCAGACAGGUACGGUUUCGGUGUCGUCGUCGACGAGACUAUCGGCAGCUUCAUCAAUAUCGACGUGCUACAAUACGCCGACAUCGUCGUGAGCAGUCUGACCAAAAUUUUCUCGGGCGACUGCAACGUCAUGGGUGGCAGCGCCAUCCUGAAUCCAAGCGGCAAGUACUAUCAGGCCCUGAAGCGUGCGUGGGCCGAAGACCUGGAAGACACGUACUGGCCAGAGGACGUCGUUUUCAUGGAACGUAAUAGUCGCGACUUUGCAUCGCGUAUUGAACGCAUCAACGAGAGUUCCGAGACCAUUUGCGACAUCCUCUCGGCUCACCCGCUGGUAAAGUGCGUUUACUACCCAAGAGUUAACCCGACAAGAGCCAACUACGACCUCUGCAAGUUGCCUGCUGGGGGCUAUGGCGGGCUUCUCUCGGUCACGUUCCAUAAGACGGCCCACGCCAUUACAUUCUUCGACGCCCUUGAGACGGCCAAGGGCCCGAGUCUGGGUACAAACUUCACUCUGACUUCGCCCUAUGUGCUACUAGCGCACUACCAAGAGCUCGACUGGGCUGCCGGGUUGGGUGUUGAUCCGGACCUCAUUCGAGUCAGUGUCGGUCUAGAGGAGACAGACGAGUUGCAGAAGAUUUUCACGAGUGCUCUUGAAGCAGUUGAAAAAUCUCAAGAUGCUUGA